Malania oleifera is the source of this 1285-nucleotide messenger RNA. RefSeq names its product cyclin-dependent kinase inhibitor 3-like. The transcript is spliced from 3 exons. Lineage: Eukaryota; Viridiplantae; Streptophyta; Magnoliopsida; Santalales; Ximeniaceae. The record is from RefSeq and is a predicted model, not a curated record. Gene Ontology annotation, cellular component: nucleus. Gene Ontology annotation, biological process: negative regulation of cyclin-dependent protein serine/threonine kinase activity. Gene Ontology annotation, molecular function: cyclin-dependent protein serine/threonine kinase inhibitor activity. The coding region runs from base 280 to 1005 and encodes 241 amino acids.
AAAAUAAAAGUACUGUUCCCUUUACCCCAACCCUAACUUCCUUUCCAUCAUCUUACAAAUGUAUCCUUUUCCCUCCUCGUUUCCUCCUCCUCCUCCCUCGCUGUCUCUCUCAGCUCUCUGUGACCUCUGCCCUUCUCUCUCUGUGAACUCAGGUAGAUAGCCUCUUUUCCCCCCUUCUAUCUAACUCGGCGAUGCCAUAGCUGCAGAGGAAGAAGCAGAGAGACAGAGACAGAGACGAUACCACCAUAGUUACAGAGGAAGAAGCACGGAGAAACAGAGAUGGGGAAGUACAUGAAGAAAGCGAAGAUCAGAGGUGACGUAGCUGUCAUGGAGGUCUCGCAGUCCUCUCUGGGUGUCCUGACCAGAGCCAAAACCCUAGCUUUACAAAGACUCCGCGGCACAUUACCGCCGCCGACACACCGGCAAUCACCCCAAAGCCCAGAGCCCGCGUAUCUCGAGCUCCGCAGCCGACGACUUGAGAAGCCUUCGCUGCUUAGCGACCCCAAAAAGCAUAAUCAAUCUCAAGCAGAAGCGCCCAGAGGGACGGACUGCUAUCGAAACCCUAGGCUCAGCACCAGGAGCACCUUCAGGCCGAGGCCUGGGUUGGCGAACUCGGGCUCAGUGUCACUCGGAUCCCCGGAGACUCUAGAUGUCAAAGAAGACGAGGCAGAGGAUGCGGGUAUUGAGGCCUCUUUUGGGGAGAACAAUUUGGAGCUCGAAGGAAGAGAUAGGAACACCAGGGAAAGCACACCCUGCAGCUUAAUAAGAGACUCAACCACCAUUCGAACCCCAGGUUCGACAACAAGGCAGAGAAACAUGACGGCAGCAACUCGAAGAGUACUGAAUGCUAUGCAAGGAAACAUUCCAUCAACAAAUGAGAUGGAGGAGUUCUUUGCUUAUGCGGAGCAACAGCAACACAGACUAUUUACUGAGAAGUACAAUUUUGACGUGGUGAAUGAUUUGCCCCUGCCUGGACUUUAUGAAUGGGUGAGAGUAAAUCCGUAAUGGUGUUGGGUAAUCCCAUUAGGGAUUUUUUGUCCCUGCAACAUUACAAGUGAUUCCGGGUUAAGGGCAGCAGGGAUUGGCGAAUUUGGUUAAUUUCCUGCUCACCAUUCUGCAUCAGUGCAAAAAAGUAGCUACAAUCUAUGGUCUGUAAUCUAAUUAUCUGUAACAUACAGCAGAGGCUGAUGAACUGCAACCUACCCAAUUAUUGGACCAAACCCCCUGUAAGAUAGAACAUGAUUUAUUGGAGGAGAAUGGGGAAAAUUGUAGAUUUAGGGUUCCA